AUGACCCCCAUCCCCGGAUCACCAAGAUCCGACUUGUGCGUCAAAGCGGUGAGAGAUGACCAAGCAUGGGUUCUUGUGCCAAAGAGGCUCUUCAUUGAAUGCUUCCCCGAUGAUUUCAUUCACAAUUAUGCUCACUGGUACGCCAUCGAUGGAGGGUACAUUGAAAUCAGGCCUCUAUUAUCCCCGUGGGUAUCAUCCGAGCAUCAUUGGAGAUUGCGCAAAGUGGACUGGGAGAAUUCAUGGCGUCUAGAGAAUCGGGAACAUUACCUGGUCGGCAGCAGAAGCAGGACCGCGAAUACCUUGGCUGGCAUUUUGAAUCCCUUGGAGAAGCCUCCCGAGAUUCAUGGCCGGCUCGAUAAGGUCAAAUUCACGUUAUAUAUAGAUCUUCCGCGUUUGAGACUGGAGUUUGUCGUCCCUGAGCGCUCCACGACAGUCCAGUGUCGACAGUACCCGGGCAUGAUUAUUGAUGCAAAACAAGCGUGCAAUGCGCUAGCCGGCGAUCAUGUUCGAGUCAACGUGCGAUGCGAGGCGCAAUGGCAUGCAUAUUCUAUUGAUGAGCGACUUGGGCGAUUUGUGGAUAAUGGAAGCCUACAGAGCAAGCUAUUUCUGGCUUAUUUGUAUGCCAUCACUUCGUACUUCCUUCCCGAUCCACUGACCAGGCGUACGGGCACCGAGCAGGCGCUUUCCAUUCUGCGUUCCGCGUCCGUCCGAUCAUUCGAUCGACUCCGACCGGAGAACGUCGCCAUUCUCACCAGGAUCGCUACCUUGACCCCACAGAGAAGAUUUUACCCAGAUAAUGAGCAGGUCAUGCAAAGUGUGGAGUGGAGACACGCUCUCAGCUGCUUGUCACAACACCCAGGGUUUUACGAAGAGGUAGCAGCCAUCCGGGAUCAAAAUUUACGUGUCACCUUCUACUACCCAGGCGAAGAACCUGCCAUGCCUUCUCUGCCAGGCGUGAACCAACACCUUUUACUCCGUGAUAAAAUUCGCACUUCGUCGUUCCGGGUUUCACAAUUCGGCUCAGAGGACCACACAGGCAAGCAUGACCGCCCUUACGCAAGCCGGGACGCCUAUCGCUGUUCCCCAAACAGCACUCGAGCGUUCACAAUCAGCAAGAUGCUUGUUGCAAGAUAUCCCGUGCGCGAAAUCUAG
This is a messenger RNA of Penicillium diatomitis, 1152 nucleotides long. RefSeq lists its product as uncharacterized. The transcript has 2 exons. NCBI's taxonomy places the organism in Eukaryota, Fungi, Ascomycota, Eurotiomycetes, Eurotiales, Aspergillaceae. Bases 1 to 1152 code for a protein of 383 amino acids. The record is from RefSeq and is a predicted model, not a curated record.